CGUCACCGGAGGGGGACUAGAGCACCGUACAGACACUUCCGGUUCUCCGUGGUAACGUGGGCGGGGACAGAAGAUGUGGAGCGGACUGCCCUCACCGGGACCGAGUGACAGCGACACUACCGAGGAUGAGGAGGAGAAACAGGAGACCGGCAAUGUGCCCGCCGCCAGCAGAGCUAAAUUUCUGGAACUUCAGAAGAAGCGUUCCGAGUUAGAGGCGGAGAUCAGCCGGCAGCAGAAGAGGCAGCGGCGGCGUAAGAGAGGGAAAAGAAAGGCCAGUAGUAAAGAAGCUCCCGAAAAGGUUGAAAGCUCAACACCAGAGAAGAUCCCAGCUCUGGAUACCCUUCAGAAAUACUUUGGGAUCAAUGACCACCUGAAUCCACCUGUGUGUCAGAAGGUGCUAAAAAAGUCCCGUCUGGAACAGAACUUGGAUUUGUCAGUACAAAAGGGUGAAAUUGAAGAAGCAGAACAGAUAAGUGACCAGUUGGCCACCCGAGAGCUGGCUGUGAAGAUCACCAAAGCCGCGUCUUGUCACAAGUACAAAAAAGCCAGAGAAGAGCAGGAGUCGCCUCAGGAAGGAGCGAGGAAGAAGCAGAAGAACCUGCCUUGGGGGUUUGAGGCCAAGAAAAGAUGGGAAACCAAAAGCAACAUGGGAUAUAUGUAGUGUGCACAUGGCUGCACUGUGUAAGAGGGUGCAAUAUUUACAUAGAAAUGUGUAUAUAUAACUGAUAACUAGAAAGGGACUCUGCUGGGUUCCCACGUAGUUAUUUUUUUCCUGUAGUUUAUACUCUGUCAUUGCUUUAGCUGAUUAUUGUUACACAGAGCAGCAUUCAGUGUCAUUUGUCCAUUUCUCCCUUCCCACCUGUAACACAAGAAUGGGAAUCCAUAAACACUCUUCAAUGAUCCUUCUGGAGCAAACACUAUCUGUAUGGAGGACAGGCCUUGGCAGUCUCUUAUUUCAUGAAUCUAAUGUGUUCCUGUCACAAACUUGAGUCCAUAAUGAGAAAAUCCAUAAACAGGUUAUCUUUAGUGAUAGGGGUGUGUUAGAAUCAUGAUUCGCUGAAAAUACUGAAUGAACCUUUUGUAUGCAGGUGUACACUACGGGGCUAAGGGAUUAAUAAAAUGUGUCUGAGACAAACUUUGUCUCAACUGGAGCACAGUAAAUCAAUGUUUAAAUGUUCACAUCUCCGCUAUACAGUACAGAACUCAGCACCCCUUUAUUCAUUGACUGAUUUAUAUGCAGGACACUUUGUCAUAGUGGCCCUUACUGCAUGAUACUAUGACCUCACCCACACCGGCAGACUCCAUAUUUUUCUAGUGUCCUUAGAUGAUGGACUUCCUCUCCUUUUUUGGAGGCCAUUUCCUUUUAACCAUUUUUUUUUUCUUUUCUUCUGACCCUUCUAUUAAGAUCUGAGUGUUUGUUGCCCUAGGCUAUCUAGCAGGUUCUGGAUUAACCCUUAGUGCUGUACCUUGAGGAACCAUUCUUGGGCCCCACUAUGUGGGGCCGAUCUGUAAUGUUUGCUUUGCCCACUGGAUUCUGACUUGGGCGCUCACCUUGGCACAAAGUUCAAUGUGUAUAGUUAUCCACAGAGUGCUAUACAGGUCCAGGGCCUUGGGCCAUUUCUAUGGUUUCCAAACUCUGUAGAAUCCUCUUGGGGUAUGACCACAUGGAUGGCAAAGCCUGGACCCCUAAGAGGUAAGGAUAAGGUAAGACAGGGUUUCCCUGUAUUUGGGAGUGGUUUGGAGCCAUCCAUACACAAUCCGCAGUGCUGAGCUCGCAGUGUUGAUUCAUAUGGAGAGGAAUCGGGAAUUAUUCCUUUUUAUUGUGUUACUUUACAGCUUUCGCGCCAUGAGUUUUAAAAUUUUGGCUUUUUUUUUUUUUUGUUUUUUAAUACCAUCCAGACUUCUGAGGAUGAAGACGCUUUUGUGCCUGCCAUAUCUGUCGCCAAAUGCAGACACUUUGUAUUGCCCCUGGUCUGGGUUAUAGUGGCUUCUGCAUUUCACACAUGCAAAACCCAAUUCUUUACACACCUCUCAGGGUGACAGCAGUUCCCUUGUCCUGGAGCAAUGUCCUAUUAUGACACCAAUCCCUCUCAGGUACACAUAAUGCUCCAGGUCCCUUUGACUCCACAUCCUCACCUCAUGGAACAAGCAGAUCCACACUCUAGAUCUUCCUGUAUGUCUUUCCAGACAGACAAAAAAUCUCCCUGGCUUGGUGGAUCUCCAGGUUCAACAAUUGAUCAGAUUUGGUCUCUCUUCCAUCUACCUCAAUGUCCUGCUCCAAACAGCCAUUGCUUCUGUUCACAGAACUGAGUCCCUUUUUGUGUUCUUUGCAGACCCUCUUAGAGGACAUACUGGUUCCCAUCCCACGUGGAUCAAUCAACCUAUUUGCAGGGCCUACAUACCCUUAAUGAAAAGAGUUCCUCCUUUUCUUCAUUAGAGCACCUUCCAGCAGUUCUGUUGGUGUCUCUUGGGCUUUUUGAAAUUGAACAUCUGUAUCCUAGACUUGCAAGGCUGCCGUCUGGCCCUCUAUAGUCACACAUUCCACCAGGUGGAUGCUCAGGCCUCGGCCGAGGCACGCUUCAUCCUCAAAGUGCUUCAAGUUGUCAUCUUGAGUGUGUUUUCAGGUUCUUUAACUCUUGUGUUGUCGUGGGCCUCUUGACAUUUCUGCUGUGGUGUUGUCCCAUCCUUUUUUUUUAUUGCUUGGCAAUGUUCAUGGCUUAUGAAUACAAGUCCUUUAAGAGCCCUUUCACACUGAUGCGUUUUUGCCGCAAAAAUAGCGCUAUUAAAACGCGGUAAAAUAGCGGUGUUUUACUGCUAUUUUAGCGCUCCGUUAUAGGCGUUUCCAGUGUGAAAGGGAUCUUGAGGUAUAAGGAAAUUUUGACUUGCUUUUAAAUUCCCUUAUCUUGGGGUACAGCACAUGCCCGUCUCUUCUGUGGUCAUUCCUUAUGGUGUGUAUAAAGGAGUCUCAUGGAGUGAGUGGGGUUCUAUGAGUGUGCAGUAGGGGGCGUUCCUAACAACUUUUCUUUUUUGUUGUUGCCAGUGUCCAAUUGCCUGCAUAUAAACACAUGGUCUGUGAAUAAAAGUCCUGUACUCCAAGAUAAGGAAUUUACAGAUAAGCCACAACUCCUUUUUUCUAAGCCGUGUUAGGAAAAAAAAA
Molecule: messenger RNA, 3157 nt
Organism: Rana temporaria (common frog)
Lineage: Eukaryota; Metazoa; Chordata; Amphibia; Anura; Ranidae
Gene: FAM204A
Product: family with sequence similarity 204 member A
Exons: 7
Coding region: 74-661 (195 amino acids)
Source: RefSeq, a predicted model, not a curated record